UUUUUUUUUUUUUAACUAAUAUCGGUAUUUUGGUUAAGAGUAAAUGCUUUGAAUUUUUUUUCCCCUCUUAUUUUAAUUUUUCUCUUAAAUGGGUCAGUUUCAGUUUAAUAUUAUUAAAACUUCAUCUUUCUUAAAGCUGUAAUUUUGUUAUAUGUUUUCUUGUCUAUGGAGCUGGAUUUGUUUAGGGGAAAGCUUAAUUUCUUUUUAAAAGUUUCAUCUUUAGUGCACAUAUUGUGGUGUUUGUGUUUUGACUGCAUUGCAUUUCAGUGUUCCCAGAUCAAUUGGACUUUUACUCAUUGUAGGAAUGAAGUAGAUGCUCAUCAUGCAAUGGACUUGUGCUGUGGCCUUAUUCUUCCUCAGUCCUCAGACUUUGGUCCUCUAUUUACUGGGAAUUUUCUCGGUUUAUGACAAGACUCGUUUUUAUGAGUUCUUUACUUCAAUCCAUGCUCUUUUAAUUUGUUACUCGCUAACCGUAGUGCUAAAUAUUCUUUACCUUCACUGUCCAGAGUUAUCUGAAGAAGAAUCUAAAUAUGAAUUUGACUAUGAGGUGCUAUCUGGGGUUUCAGCUCAACCAUGGGAUGACACAGAACAGUGUCUUUCUGCAAGUGGAACAAAUCCAUUUCCAGAUGCACGUCCAUCUGUUACUCAGAACAAUCAUGUCAGGGAGAGCAAACAAGAGGAUGUAACCAGUUGCAACAAGGAAAAGCCCCAGUACCCAGUAUUGAUGUCCAAGUUAGUGGAUAAAGUAAGUGAGGGAGUGGUACCUAACGCUCGAGGACCUGGCAAAGCCUCAAAAUCGGAUGAACUUGUACCUAAUGACUUUGACGAUUUGGAACAAUUGAUGUCUGGGAUAAAAACAUUCGUGCCAACUUGAGGUUGAUGCCAGAUUUUCAGAGAAGGGAAAUGGCUGCAAAGAUGGCCUUCAAAAUGGCUGCCGUGUUUGGAGGUGGCAGUGAUGAUGAAGAGGGAAGAAUUUGCUUGAUCAAAGGGGAGAUUACUACUGAGUAAGAACUAUAAGUUGAAUCCCCUCCCAAGCCUCACAACCUGUAUUUUUGAAGGUAAAUGGGCCAUUGCUGCCACUCUUACUAUAGGAGUUCAAUGUAAAAUUUCGCUGCCUUCAGCUUUUCAAUUGCUCAUGAGGAUUCAGUCCCUGUGUGGAUUCCUGCAUACGCUCAUUUAUGCAUACAACUGACUGGGCAAACCCCUAUUUCUGUCUCAAGGGUGAAAGUGACUGCGUUAAACUAUGAGUUGUCAUGGUGUAUGAUGAUAGAUUUGGAGAUUGAUGUACUGAUAUUUGAUCAAAGAAGCCCCAUCUACCUACCCCCCAUCAGUUGUCAUGACAACCAGAUGCAGUGUAGUGAAAGAGAUUCUAGAAAAUGUAGGCCCUGAAAGAGAUGAAGUCCAAUCUUAAAUCUCCCACGGCUUUUUCAUUCUUAUUGCAUGUGUUCUUAGCACUUUGUUAUUAAGCAAUUUAAGUUGUUAUGCUUCAUUAUCGUACGACACCCACUUUAGGUUUGGUGGGUGUAUAGACACUUUUGACGGUCAUCCUUUUUUCAAGUCAAGUUGGAAAUGAAUUUUCGUACCUGUA
Molecule: messenger RNA, 1588 nt
Organism: Rubroshorea leprosula
Lineage: Eukaryota; Viridiplantae; Streptophyta; Magnoliopsida; Malvales; Dipterocarpaceae
Source: the annotation of a GenBank genome assembly